Solea senegalensis (Senegalese sole) is the source of this 3946-nucleotide messenger RNA. RefSeq names its product proline dehydrogenase (oxidase) 1a (gene prodha). NCBI's taxonomy places the organism in Eukaryota, Metazoa, Chordata, Actinopteri, Pleuronectiformes, Soleidae. The transcript is spliced from 14 exons. Gene Ontology annotation, molecular function: FAD binding; proline dehydrogenase activity. The record is from RefSeq and is a predicted model, not a curated record. Bases 91 to 1977 code for a protein of 628 amino acids. Gene Ontology annotation, cellular component: mitochondrion.
CGCAGCGCGCGCACUUAUCCUCACACAGCAGUUAAGUCACCCUGUGGCGUUGAAGUCAGAUCAGAUUGUGGGUGUUCGUGUGCAAAGACCAUGUUGUACGUCAAGUUAGUUGCCGCUCUCGUCAGGACAAACUCGGGCAAUGUCAGGACAUUUUCACGAAUUUCAUCCGGACGAUGUCGGUCGACGGUGGCAUCCACCAAGAGCAAGGAGGAGAAGGAGCAGCAGCAGCAGCCGCAGACGAGCGGAUGCCCGGUGGUGGAGGCUCAGCCAGUGGAACUCAUCAGCCAGAACAAAACUGUCACAAAGACGCUGAUGAGUAAAAUCCACAUAGACUUCGACAACACCAAAGAAGCCUAUGCGAGCAAGAACAACGCUGAGCUGCUCCGGAGUCUGAUGGUCUUCAAGUUGUGCACCAUUGACCUGCUGGUGGAAAAGAACAAAGAGUUGAUGGAGUUAAGUAGGAAGUUGCUUGGCCAGUGGAUGUUUGAGAAGCUGAUGAAGAUGACCUUCUACGGCCAGUUUGUAGCAGGAGAGGAUCAUGAAUCCAUCAAACCUUUAAUCCGUAAAAACCAGGCCUUUGGAGUGGGUGCGGUUUUGGACUAUAGUGUUGAAGAGGACUUAACACAAGAGGAGGCGGAGAAGAAGGAAAUGGAUUCUUGUGUUUCUGAAGCAGAGAAAGAAAGUCCAGAUGCUCACCAGCGCGAGAGCAAAUACAAAGCUCACCGUCAGUUUGGGGACAGACGUGGGGGGGUCAUCAGCGCCCGCACCUACUUCUACGCAGAUGAGGCCAAAUGUGACACCCAAAUGGAGACGUUCAUAAAAUGCAUCAAAGCCUCCGGCGGAGCCUCUGUUGAUGGAUUUUCGGCUAUUAAGUUGACAGCGCUUGGACGUCCACAGUUCCUUCUCCAGUUUUCAGAGGUUCUAGUUGCAUGGAGACACUUCUUCAACUUUCUCGCAGCUCAACAGGGAAAAUCUGAACUGAUGCUUUUGGAACAGAAACUGGAACUGGGACAACUCAAGGAAAGUUUGACUAAGCUUGGUGUUGGAGCCAAGGAUGACAUUGAGAAUUGGUUGACUGGAGAAAAGCUUGGUUUGUCAGGAGCAAUAGAUUUGCUGGACUGGAAUAGUUUGAUAAACGACACAACAAAAAUCUCCAGCCUGCUUAUGGUGCCGAACCUUAAGAGUGGUCAGCUGGAACCUUUGCUGAAGGCAUUUACAGACGAGGAGGAGAGACAGAUGAAGAGAAUGCUGCAGAGGGUGGACGUUCUCGCCAAGCAUGCUGUGGCGAAUGGUGUCAGGCUGAUGGUGGACGCCGAGCAGACGUACUUCCAGCCGGCAAUUAGUCGUCUGACCCUGGAAAUGCAGAGGAUAUUCAACAGAGAGAAGCCAAUCAUUUUCAACACUUAUCAGUGUUAUCUAAAGGAAGCGUACGACAAUGUCACCGUGGAUAUUGAACUGUCGCGGCGGGAGGGCUGGUACUUUGGUGCCAAACUGGUCCGCGGAGCCUACAUGUACCAAGAGAGAGCCAGAGCGCAGGAGAUUGGCUACGAAGACCCGAUUAAUCCGGACUACGAGGCCACUAACAGGAUGUAUCACAAGUGUUUGGAGUUCGUACUGGAGGAGAUCGAACACAGCAGGAAAGCAAAUGUCAUGGUUGCGACUCACAAUGAGGACACGGUGAAAUUCACCCUCGAGAAGAUGAACGAGAUGGGCCUUUCACCCACUGAGAAUAAAGUUUACUUUGGACAGCUGCUGGGCAUGUGUGACCAGAUCAGCUUCCCAUUAGGUCGGGCCGGUUUCCCAGUCUACAAGUACGUUCCAUACGGUCCAGUCAAUGAGGUCAUUCCUUAUCUGUCGCGCCGCGCUCAAGAGAACCGUGGCUUCAUGAAGGGCUCCCAGAGAGAGCGCACCCUGCUGUGGAAGGAGCUGAAACACAGGUUGCUGCACGGUCAGAUCUUUUACAAGCCCGUCUACUGAGUCACAGGACUACAGCUGUGUCUGUGACUGCGGUAUUUCUCUAAGCAUUCCACCGUCGUAACUGUACCUGUGCUGUCACCAGGUAACUGCUCUCAGUGGCGUCAAGUCCGCCCCUUUGCUUGUUAUGGUACGCGGUAUUCAAGGAAUACUGCUCUUUUCUCUCUCUCUCUCUCUCUCGCUUUUGGUAGAUUUGUAUGAUUCAUAUUUGUCGUGUACCAGUUUAUUCAAGUGUUCACUGGCUUUUAUAGUCCUCUGAGUUAAUUCAGUAAAUGCUAAGUAGAUUUUAAUGGAUCUAUGCAAAUGUAUGGGAUUCUUCAGGUUAGAAGAAUUGUGUCAAGUAUAUUGUGUGUAAAUAUACAUAUAUAUAUAUAUAUAUAUAUAUACGUAGAACCAAAUGUGACUUACUUAUAUUUAAAAUGGCUCUGAUGUCAUGUGCUUUUUAAACAAAAUGAACUUGACACUUUAUGUAUGUUCACUUUAUUUCUUCUGAUGUAGCGGUCACAUAAAGUGCCUGAUGAUUGUUUUUAAUGUUUAAAGUACAACUGUGUUUUUGUUGGGGUUGUCAUUACUGUACACUGUAAAGUAUUUUAGCAUGUUUAUUGCUAAUAUGCUUGUCAUCAACUGAAUCAGCUUUGAUUAUUGUGCAGGACAGCGAGGCUUAUAUGUACUGUAUAGCAUCAUCACAUAGUAGUAGUGAUUAUCUAUCGCUCAUUGUGAUAAAAAGCCCAGACGCAAAGUUAUGUCAUGAUAAUCGGGAAUGGAGGGAAAAUAUUAAUAUUUCACAUGAGUGGAAUAGGGAACUACAUCUUUUAUCGUGACUUAUUAUAAUCUUUAUUAAAUAGACUUAUUUUUCACUGGAAAAUAUGUUUUACAUCAACUGUUUUAAGUUUUAAGAAUCUAAAACAAAAAUUAUAUUAAAACAUAGUAUUUUGGUCGGGAUUAUUGUGACGGGAAUACAUAGCGGUAAUUAUGUAAUCCUCGUUUUGGCUUCCCAUACACUCGCAUAUUUAUCAUACCGACUGUGUGGCCCUGAUCAGAAUCUACAGCAAAACUGUUCCAUAACUUCAUAUUUUACAUUUUCUCUCAAGUCAAAGAAAUCUGUUCAUUAAACACUGGGGAGAAGAUCUUUGAAGCACAAAUCAAGAAAACUAUUCAGUGUUGUUCCAAAAACGUGCCGUGAUUGCUGCGGCUGUGAUUAUUAUAAAUAUUAAUGAAUAAUUAUUUCUCAGUGCACAUCAGGGAACAUCUGCACUGUUGCAUAAGCUGCACGUGGAGGCAAAGUGCUGGUGGCUCCACUUAACUGAUGUCGAGGAGAUGUUUGGACUGAUUGUAUCUGAGUUUCAGGUUUCAGUGCCGCUCGCAGACUUUCAGUCAUAUCUGUGUGUGUUGUGUUGCCAAGUGUCGUGACCAAAAUGAACAGCUGUUGGAGUUCAGAUAAAAAUAAUGCUGUGUUACAAUAACAAUAAUGCAUUACAAGCAGUUCAUUAGAAUUGUAUAUGCAACCAAAAAAAAGGGGGGAACCAUAAAGAAACGUCAAAUCGUGAAUAAUAUGUUUAAAUGAACGACUGCCAAAUCCAGGUCACAAUCCUAACUCGACACCACAAGAUCAAUAAUCACGUUUAAUUUGCAGACACCACUCAUUAACCAGCGAUAACUGGUUUGAGAACCUGUUUUCACCGUGGAAAGUUUCAGUGAAUCUUCUUCACUCAUCUACAGGGAGGCUCUGUCACUUUAAAGUACAAUAGCAAAAUAUGACUUUAUUCUAAAACCAAUCACAUUGUAUUGUUGAUCAAUUACCCCUGACUGCACUGUUUUUGUGUCGUUGAUUGUCCUCUUUUUUUGUGUGUUUCUUUGGUUCCAGUAACACUGAUGUGUCUUUAAUUCAUGAACUGUAUUUAUUGCCGUGAAGGUUUGACACUUGGAAUCUGAUUAUUACCUCACGAGUGCCUUAUUAAAAUAUGCAACAUUU